Messenger RNA from Necator americanus (New World hookworm), 1149 nucleotides. RefSeq lists its product as uncharacterized. The record is from RefSeq and is a predicted model, not a curated record. NCBI's taxonomy places the organism in Eukaryota, Metazoa, Nematoda, Chromadorea, Rhabditida, Ancylostomatidae. The coding region runs from base 1 to 1149 and encodes 382 amino acids. The transcript has 17 exons.
AUGGGGUCUAUAUCCAUUUACAUCCUUCUUUUCUUUGCAUUAAGUCAUCCACCCCCUUUGGCAAGUGGACAGGAACCCGACACCACAACAAUUUCGGACACAACUCCGGGAUCAAACACAAGCAUGCAACUUCAGAAUGAAGAUUCAACCGAAACUCCCGAUUCGAACACAACUUCAAUAUCAGACACAGACAUAGAAAAUGAAAAUGAAGAUUUGACCAAUGCUGUUGAUUCGAACACAAUUCCCGGAUCAAGCACAACCAUACAAGCACAGAGUGAAGAUUCAACCGAAACUCCCGAUUCGAGCACAACUUUGGUGUCACACAGAGACAUAGAACAUGAAAAUGGAGAUUUGAUCAAUCCUGAUAACUCGAACACAACUUUGGGAUCAACCACAACCAUACAACUCCAGAAUUCGACCAGAACUGCUGAUAUGAAUACAACUUUGGGAUCAACCACAACCAUACAACUCCAGAAUUCGACCAGAACUGCUGAUAUGAAUACAACUUUGGGAUUAAACACAACCAUACAACUCCAGAAUUCGACCAGAACUGCUGAUAUGAAUACAACUUUGGGGUCAAACACAACCAUACAAAUUCAGAAUGAAGAUACAACCACAACUGCUGAUAUGAACACAACUUUGGGGUCAAGCACAAGCAACACAUCUCAAAUCACUUCGACGGAAUUAACUGAAGAGAGCACAACAACAACCUCGUCUACAAUAACCAGUGCAACAUAUAAAAAUAGAACAACGAAAGAAAGUGCCGACAAGAAGGAGAGAUUGAAAGAAUCGUCUGAUGACGACCAGUCGGAUUGGUGGGUAUCAGACACAGUGAAGAGAGUUUCCAUAAUUGCUGUUAUGAUAAUACUGCUACUAGCUGCUAUACUAACGUAUUUUUGGUACGUACGAACACGAGGAAAAGUCGAGAGCAAAAGACAACUUAUGUUAGCGGAGAAAAAACGACGGAAACGGCAACCUUUAACUGCUGCCGAUGGCCAAGGUGCUGAGAAAAAUAUGGAACCAAUUUAUAUUUUUGACACAGAAGCUAAAAUUAUAGAGGGUGAAGUGGAUUCCCGAUCUCCGUCUGGUCAAAAGAUUCUCGAGGUCCGCAAACCAGGAUCGGCUGAAUUCGCCAACUAUCAAAAAUAG